CAUGUCUUCCAGCGAAGAGGAAGAGACUACCCCGAAUGUCUCUACGGGGACACAGAAGCGACCGCGAGCUUGCGAUAUCUGUAGGAGGAAGAAAGUUCGCGGCGACGGACCAGAGAGCACCGAUAUGAUCUGCUCGACCUGCGCCGCUACUAGCUCCAACUGCACGUAUGUCGAAGAGUCUACGAGACGUGUUCCCUCAAAGAGAUACGUCGCGGGCUUGGAGGACAGGAUAGAGGAGCUGAUCGAUGUUCUUCGGCGGCUUUGCCCAGACAAGAGGAUAUUCAACACUUGGAUAGCUUCAUUGAACGAAGAACGCCCACGCCAAAAUCUCAUCGAUCCAAGCGACCUAACUCACUCGCACCAGCCCGCCACUGGAUUGCAAUUUCCUCCGCCGAGCAUAUUUGGACCAAAACCAGUCGAGAGCAUAGCCAAAGCCAUUCGUGCAGCCUACAACGACAGCCGCCCUCACCCGGAAGGAGAAGACGGCCCAACGCUCAUCCCUGGAACUGGCCUCGACACAAGUCGGUUCUUUGGAAAGUCAAGCGGAGAGGAGCUGGCACGGACGGCGUUGUCAAUGAAGCGCCAAUGUGUUGGAGAUAGUGAGCGGCCUCUCCUCUCCCAACGACGUGAAGAAUUCUGGACUCUCCGACCGUGGGAAAGGAUACCUCAUACCCUCACCCCACGCCGAUACGAAUUUCCAGACCCUGCUCUAGGCAAAGAUCUGGUCGAACUCUACUUUACUCACCUCAACGUCUGUCUCCCCCUCCUCCAUCGCCCUUACUUUGAGAGGUCAAUACGAGAUGGCCUACACUUCGUUCACGAUGGAUUUGCCUCUGUCUAUCUCCUGGUUUGCGCGAUUGGCGCGAGAUUUUCCACGGAUCUGAGGGUGUUGCUGGACGGUGUCGACUCUUAUCAUUCAGCGGGUUGGAAGUGGUACGACCAGGUAGAGACGGGCAAGACAUCGUUUCUUUCGCUGCCUAGUUUAUAUGACCUCCAGCUAUACUGGUUGACUAUCGUCUUCCUGCACAGCUCUUCCGCGCCACAGUCCGUGUGGACAAUGAUCGGCAUCGCCAUUCGACUAGCACAAGACGUCGGUGCUCAUCGACGCACAAAUUCGCCGCCUACUGUGGAAAACGAACUAUGGAAACGUGCUUGGUGGGUUCUUAUAUGCAUCGACAGGAUGAUUUGCCUUUCUUUAGGUCGCCCGUUAACUAUUCACGAUGAUGGCUUCGACUUAGAUCUACCCAUCGACUGCGACGAUGAAUAUUGGGAGCAUCCAGAUCCGGACCGAAGAUUCAAGCAGCCGCCAAUUAAGCCGUCCUCAAUGACUUACUUUGUCCUUCAGAUUAAGUUGUUCAGGAUUUUGUCGUAUUGUGUUCGUGCGAUGUAUUCGUUGCAUAAAACGAACGUCCAUCUUGGUUUGGUCGGAGAUCAGUGGAAAUUACAUAUUGUAAGGGAAUUGGACUCCAGCUUAAAUAGCUGGAUGGGGUCGAUACCGGAUCACGUACGCUGGGAUCCAAAACGGGAAAAUGAGAAGUUCUUCAACCAAUCUGCGAUGUUGCAUGCAUUGGGUUACUACGGCCAAAUUCUCGUCCACCGUCCCUUCAUCCCUUCUCCGAGUAAACCCUCUUCUUCGCCUUUCCCUUCACUAGUUAUAUGCACCAAUGCUGCUCGUGCUUGCAUUAAUGUUGCAUAUGCGCAGCAUCAACGUGAUACGCCGCCACCGCCUCCCAUCCAGAUAGCCACAUUUACCGCGUCUGUAGUGCUAAUGUUUAGCAUAUGGGGUGCAAAGACAUCAAACCCGUCUUCGGAGCAGGCGGCUGACAGGGAAAACGUGGAGAAGGCCAUGCAAGUCCUCAAAGCGGCCGAGGACCGGUGGCAUCAGUCAGGCCGGCUUUGGGAUAUUUUAUCUGAUCUCUCGUCGAAAGGCCAACGUCCUCUGGAAGACACGCCCGAGAGCUUGCUUGCGGUAUCGUCCGAGCCAAUAGAGGCGCAAGAGCAGCGUCGACUCUCGCUUCCUUCACUUCCGACACGUUGGUAUCAAGUGCAAGGAAAACAACGCGAGCUCAGACAACCUGUUGGACACGACCUCGAUAGGGCGUGCAAUACUUUGGGUACUCUGCCUGCUCAAGACUAUUGGAACUUUGCAUCGCAUGACUACCAUCUGAACGAUCGCUAUUUGCCCAAGUUGCCCGUCAGGCGAUCCGAUUUUUACCCCACUAGCGGGCCCUGUGGUGCGGAUUCAGCAAUGGAAAGAUUGCAAGAGACCUCCUGGACAUCCCAGGAGGAUGCACCAUCGUACUUUCCACAACUGGCGCCGCUGCCGUUCCAUACGUUGCCCACCACCCUCAACGAGUCAGCUCUGAUUGACACCCAUAACCUAACGCAAAACCUCAGCGCCGAUUUGACUCAGCUUGACAGUCAAACACCGACAACGAUGAAUGAAACUGAUGACCAACCUGUACGGCAAGAUUGUCCGCCACCACAGCGUCCAGCGGAAGCGCAUGGUGUGGCAGCGGUAGGAUGGGUGAAUGCGUAUUCAGAUGGCGAUUCCCUAUGGUCUGCCGUGUCACCUGAAUACGGGGUAGAUAACGUUUCGAACAAGAUUCCUGUGCCCUCACGUCUGAAUCCUCUGCCACCAGCAAAAUA
This is a messenger RNA of Cyclocybe aegerita, 2649 nucleotides long. NCBI's taxonomy places the organism in Eukaryota, Fungi, Basidiomycota, Agaricomycetes, Agaricales, Hemipholiotaceae. The record is from the annotation of a GenBank genome assembly.